UAUUGACAGCCGUAUUAUAAGGAUCUGUAAAGAUCAGUGCUCAAGUGUCAAAUAAUUACUUAUAAGUAGAAUUUUAUUAAUUAAAUAAUGGCCAGGGCGUUGAAAUUUGGAGCUCAUCUGAAAGAGUUACGCAUCCAUUUGUGCCAAACGGGCGAUGCUAGUAUGGGCGUCAGGUCCUUCAUUGAGAAAUAUUAUGUGGACUUAAAAAGUGCAAAUCCAAAAUUUCCGAUAUUGAUACGCGAAUGUUCUGGUGUUCAACCAAGGCUGUGGGCCAGAUAUGAAAUGGGCAAAGAAAACAGUGUCUCCUUGAGUAACUUGAAGCCAGAAGAUGUCCUCAAACAAGUAGAAACUAUUGCCAGGAAAUAGAUUUAAAAGCUUCAUAUCUGAAAGUAGAUAAUUUUCAUUGUUGUUUUUU
Nicrophorus vespilloides is the source of this 415-nucleotide messenger RNA. RefSeq names its product NADH dehydrogenase [ubiquinone] 1 alpha subcomplex subunit 2 (gene ND-B8). The record is from RefSeq and is a predicted model, not a curated record. NCBI's taxonomy places the organism in Eukaryota, Metazoa, Arthropoda, Insecta, Coleoptera, Silphidae. Bases 88 to 366 code for a protein of 92 amino acids. The transcript has 3 exons.